CAAAUAACAACUCACACUUUCAUUUCCGCCCCAUAAACCCACCACCACACCAAAAGUCCUUUAGCUAGUAAUGAAGGAGCUAUGGACAACCAUGGCGUCUCUAAUGGCCAUUUACGCUUUCUCUCAAACACUCUUUACCACCAUCUUCCCACCCGAUAUUCGUUUCGCCUUCCUUAAACUCAUCAACCACUUCUUCACUUCCUUUUCUUCAUAUUACUACUAUGAUAUAACCGAAAUUGAAGGCGUAAACACAAACGAACUCUACAAUUCUGUCCAUUUAUACCUCUCAUCGGUCGCGACUUCCUCUUCCAACCGUUUGUCUAUCACUCGGAACCUUAACUCUUCAAAAUUCACGUUUGGGUUGUCCAAUAACGACGUCACUACUCUAACCGAUAUUUUCAACGGUGUAAUGGUCGCUUGGGAACAUACUGUAACAACCCGACAGCCUCAAAUGUUCUCAUGGCGACCAUUACCCGAAGAGAAACGUGGGUUUACUCUCAAAAUAAGCAAAAAACACAAACCUUAUAUUCUUGAGGCCUACCUUGAAUUUAUCAAUGAUAAAGCAAGUGAAAUCAAAAGAAGAAACGAGGACAGACUCCUUUACACGAAUUCCCGUGGUGGGAAUUCAUGGGAGUCUGUGCCUUUUAAGCACCCAAGUACAUUUGAAACGCUGGCAAUGGACCCAGCAAAGAAAGCGGAGAUCAUGUCUGAUCUCCGUGAUUUUGUUGAAGGUAAAGCUUUUUAUACACGCACUGGGCGUGCAUGGAAACGUGGGUAUCUUUUGUACGGUCCUCCUGGGACCGGCAAAUCCAGCAUGAUUGCUGCAAUGGCUAAUUAUUUAUCAUAUGAUAUAUAUGAUCUUGAAUUAACCGAGGUUCAAACGAAUUUAGAGCUUCGAAAAAUGCUUAUGAAAACAAGCUCAAAAUCCAUCAUAGUAAUUGAAGAUAUAGAUUGUUCGAUUCCUCUCGGAAACCGUGAUUUUGCUGAUGUGACUGCUGACAUGGAAAUAGAUGCCAACAACAAUAAUAAUUGUGUUACGUUGUCCGGAUUGUUGAAUUUUACUGAUGGGUUAUGGUCAUGUUGCGGGUCGGAGCGGAUAUUCGUAUUUACUACAAACCAUAUUGAGAAACUUGACCCGGCAUUGUUACGCAGUGGGCGGAUGGACAUGCAUGUGUUCAUGAGUUAUUGUACAUUUUCAUCAUUAAAAAUAUUGUUAAAGACUUAUUUAGGGUGUACAGUUGAUGACGUGGACAAGGAGGUGUUGCGGCAGCUAGAGGAGGUUACCGACAAGGCCGAGAUGACCCCGGCGGAUGUUAGUGAAGUUUUGAUUAAAAAUAGAAGAGAUAAAGGGAAGGCGUUGAGAGAACUAUUGGGAAUUUUGCGUGUUAAAGCGAAUAAAAAGAAAUGUCUGUCGCAGAAGGAGGCGGGGGAGGAGGAAGAGAAGAGGGAGUUAAAAAGGACGGAAGUUUGUGGUCGUCGUUCGGUGGUUAAUGGUGGUUGUAAGGUAGUAGAACGGUGGAAAGGAUUAGAGAGUAAUGGCAAUAAUUAUUAAGUUAAUGUUUUUGUUUUUUUUUUUUGUAUUUGGUUUUGAAGAAUUAAUAAAUUAAUUGUGAGGUGAGAAUUGUGGGGGAUAGACAUUGAGAAGUGGAAAACUGUAAGGCAAAUCAACAUUUGAUAACAUUAUGUCCUUUUUACUAUUUGCAAUUCAAUGUUAGUUGCUUUUGUUUA
Molecule: messenger RNA, 1728 nt
Organism: Erigeron canadensis
Lineage: Eukaryota; Viridiplantae; Streptophyta; Magnoliopsida; Asterales; Asteraceae
Product: AAA-ATPase At5g57480-like
Exons: 1
Coding region: 71-1552 (493 amino acids)
Molecular function (GO): ATP hydrolysis activity; ATP binding
Source: RefSeq, a predicted model, not a curated record